This is a messenger RNA of Besnoitia besnoiti, 1032 nucleotides long. Its product is annotated as glycosyl transferase family 8 protein. Gene Ontology annotation, molecular function: glycosyltransferase activity. The record is from RefSeq and is a predicted model, not a curated record. The transcript has a single exon. Bases 1 to 1032 code for a protein of 343 amino acids. NCBI's taxonomy places the organism in Eukaryota, Apicomplexa, Conoidasida, Eucoccidiorida, Sarcocystidae.
AUGCUGCCGCGAUACGCCUACGCGACACUCUUGACCGAUAACUCCUUCUACUACGGUGUCGAGGCGCUUUUGAAGUCUCUUGAGGCAACAAAGUCGCAGUAUCCCCUGCUUCUUCUGUACACAGCAAGUGUUUCCAAGAGCACCAUCAAAUCUUUGAUUCACAAGCGCCAAGCAGUCUAUAACGGGGAACAGGCGCCAGGUAAACUGGCGCCGCAAGACGAAAAAGAGUAUGACUCGUGUCCCGCUGUGACAGGUUCAGAGGAUAUUUCCUGCGACGUGCGUGCGUCUGAGCCGGAAUCGAAAGAAGGGCAUCAGGGCGCGUUAGGGAAAGGAGAUACGCCCUUUGACCGUGACUCGAAGCCGAAGGGCAAUUUAGAUGAACAUCUUUCGGAAAAUGAGGCAUCGGAAAGCGUUCUGAGCAAAGAUGGCAAGAUCUGUGUUAUUCCUCGUCUCGUUGACCCCAUUCCCUAUCCUGAUAACAAAAAAAGCAAAUGUCAUGUGCCCGGCUGGGAGACUUGUUUCACAAAGUUGCGCCUCUGGGAACAGAGCGAUUUCGAUGUAGUCGUCUACGUCGAUGCGGACUGCAUCGUGCUAGACUGUAUAGACGACCUUUUUUUUCGGCAGCCUCUGCCUGCUUUUGCUCCAGAUAUUUUCCCGCCAGAUAAAUUCAACGCGGGUGUCGUUGUUUUGAAGCCGGAUGCUGGUGAGUUUGAGAAAAUGGUUUCCGCUCUAGCGCACUUACCAUCCCAUGAUGGCAGCGAUACCGGAUUUUUAAACGCGUAUUUCGCAUCGUGGUAUACCAGUCCUGCCGGCGCCCGAUUGCCGUUCCGGUACAAUGCCCAACGGACACUGUAUCACAUGACUUACGCCAGUCAGAGAGGAUACUGGGACGCUGUCAGACCGAUCAAGAUCUUGCAUUUCUGCUCUUCUCCGAAGCCAUGGGAACCGGCGGGUAAACAGACCGAACUCGAGAAAUUGUGGUGGCAUGUCUUCCUCACUGGCACCAUUCCGGUUGAGUCCGACAUUGUGUAA